UGUGGAAGUUGGGUCACUUGGGGUGGGCCUUGGGACGUGAUAGCAGAUUGGUCCUGGGUUCGAGUCCCUCCACAUGGCCAAGCAUGUGGGGAACAUUGUGGUUACAUCUUACUUAGUACUCGGCACACUACACCUAGAAUGAAUGCAGUGGAUGAAUAAGCAGCAGCGCAAGUUGUAUGAUGGAAGAGGAUAGUGGAAUAUUUGAACCAGGACCAAGUCAGGGGUUUUCCACAGAGAGAAGUAAAGUUCCUAUUUAUACUACAGAACAGGAUGAUAUACCUGUACCUCCUUCCAGACCAAGAGAUGAGGAUGGUGACUCUGAAUAUGGUGUUCAGCGAAGUAUAAGUUGUUCACAGUUGACAGCAUGGAACACCCAGCUCUAUGAAAAAAAUUAUGUUAUCUGUCCACUUCCUAAUUGUGGCUUAAUGUUUCAUGGUGCUCCACAGAUUCAAAAUCAUUAUGUCAACUGUAAUGGGAGAUGUGACAGUGCUGUGCUGAAGUGUAGCAGGUGCCAAGCCAUGGUUUUAAUGGAUCAUAUGCAUCAACAUAUGAAAGCCAUGCAUCAUUUAGAACAAUCUCGUCACCCAAGCAGUGAUUCUAGCAGUAGUGAGGUUGCUAGAGUGACAGGUGCCUUAGAAGGAAAAAGAUCUAGUCACAAGAGUGGAAGGCAUCUUGUAGCUUCUGCAACUGCAUCUGGAGCAACACCAGUAGUAUCAGAAGAUGAUGACGGAAGAGAUUUUCAUCAGUGUUCUACUUGUGGGACAUCAAAAUUGUGUCCAUCCUCGAAGUGAGUGUCCUCUUGAAAACAACUUUAUG
Molecule: messenger RNA, 816 nt
Organism: Cherax quadricarinatus
Lineage: Eukaryota; Metazoa; Arthropoda; Malacostraca; Decapoda; Parastacidae
Source: RefSeq, a predicted model, not a curated record